ACGGAGAAGAAUUUUGAAACAAAGGAUUUUCGAGCUUCUCUGGAGAAUGGUGUUCUGUUGUGUGAUUUGGUUAAUAAACUUAAACCUGGCGUUAUUAAGAAGAUCAAUAGAUUAUCCACACCAAUAGCAGGUUUGGAUAAUAUAAACGUUUUUUUGAAAGCUUGUGAACAGAUUGGAUUGAAAGAAGCCCAGCUUUUCCAUCCUGGGGAUCUACAGGAUUUAUCAAACCGAGUCACUGUCAGGCAAGAAGAGACUGAUAGGAGAGUGAAAAAUGUUUUGAUAACACUGUACUGGUUGGGAAGAAAAGCACAAAGUAACCCAUACUAUCAUGGACCCUAUCUUAAUUUGAAAGCCUUUGAGAAUCUUUUAGGACAAGCUCUGACUAAGGCUCUUGAAGACUCUAGCUGUCUGAAAAGGAGUGGCAGGGACAGUGGUUACGGUGAUCUCUGGUGUGCUGAACGUGGAGAAUUCCCUACUUCUUCAGGCAACCAUAAGCGAGAAGAUUCCUUUGAAAGCUUGGACUCCUUGGGGUCCAGGUCAUUCACAAGCUGCUCCUGUGAUAGUACUUUGAGAGGCGGACGUGAGGGUUGUGAAAGUGACACAGAUUCUGAAUUUACAUCCAAAAUGCAGGAUUAUAAUAAAGACGAUAUGUCCUAUCGGAGGAUUUCGGCCAUUGAACCAAAAUCUGCUUUACCGUUCAAUCGUUUUUUGCCCAAUAAAAGUAGACAGCCAUCCUAUGUGCCGGCGCCGUUGCGGAAGAAAAAGCCUGACAAAAAUGAGGACAACAGAAGAAGUUGGGCCAGCCCGGUCUAUCCAGCAGCAGAUGGAACAUUUCCAAGUAACGAGAGGAGGACUUGGGGCACAAAUGUGGAGAACUGGCCAAGAGUACAAGCAACUUCAAACUCCUCUUAUUACUUGGAAGAGGAAGAAGAAAAGACAAGUAUACCCAACACUGUAAAGGAUGAUCUAUAUGUGCGAAAGCUAAGUCCAAUCAUGCCAAACCCAGGGAAUGCUUUUGAUCAGUUUCUUCCCAAAUGUUGGAUCCCAGAAGAUGUGAACUGGAAAAGAAUAAAAAGGGAAACUUACAAACCAUGGUAUAAAGAAUUUCAGGGAUUCAGUCAGUUUUUAUUACUUCAGGCACUCCAAACAUACUCUGAUGACAUCUUGUCUUCUGAAACAAAUAUCAAAAUUGAUCCCACUGCCGGCCCAAGGCUCAUAACACGCAGAAAGAAUGUCUCUUCUGCACCAGGGUGUAAAAGAGAUGACCUUGAGAUGUCAACCCUAGAUCCUGACUUAGAAAAUGAUGAUUUCUUUGUCAGAAAGACUGGGGCUUUCCAUGCAAAUCCAUAUGUUCUCCGGGCUUUCGAAGACUUUAGAAGGUUUUCUGAGCAAGAUGAUCCUGUAGAGCGAGAUAUAAUUCUGCAGUGUAGAGAAGGUGAACUUGUACUUCCAGAUCUAGAAAAAGAUGAUAUGAUUGUUCGCCGAAUUCCAGCGCAGAAUAAAGAGGUGCCACUCUCAGGGGCCCCGGAUAGAUACCAACCAGUCCCUUUCCCUGAACCGUGGACUCUUCCUCCAGAAAUUCAAGCAAAAUUUCUCUGUGUACUUGAAAGGACACGCCCACCCAAAGAAAAAAGAAAGAGCUGUAGAGUGUUAGUGCCUUCCUACAGGCAGAAGAAAGAUGACAUGUUGACUCGCAAGAUCCAGUCUUGGCAGCUGGGGACGACUGUGCCUCCUGUCAGUUUCACCCCUGGUCCCUGCAGUGAGGCGGACCUCCGCAAGUGGGAGGCCAUCCGGGAGGCCAGCAGGCUUAGGCACAAGAAACGGCUGAUGGUCGAGAGACUCUUUCAAAAGAUUUAUGGUGAGAAUGGGAGUAAGUCCAUGAGUGAUGUCAGCGUGGAGGAUGUUCAGAACUUGCGUCAGCUGCGUUAUGAGGAGAUGCAGAAAAUAAAAUCACAACUAAAAGAACAAGACCAGAAAUGGCAAGAUGAUCUUGCAAAAUGGAAAGAUCGUCGAAAAAGCUACACUUCAGAUCUGCAGAAGAAAAAGGAAGAGAGGGAAGAAAUUGAAAAGCAGGCACUUGAGAAAUCCGAGAGAAGCUCUAAGCCAUUUAAGGAAAUGCUACAGGACAGGGAAUCCCGAAAUCAAAUGUCCACAGUUUCCUCGAGGAGGAGGUUGCAUUCUUCUGAUGAUGUAUUGAAUGAAGAGAUGCUUUCCCCUACACCGACCAUGUCAGAAGCAAGUUACCAGAGCGAGAGAGUGGAAGAGAAGGCUACAGCAUAUUCUACAGAAAUUCCUAAACAAGAUUCCACGACUUUUGCAAAAAGAGAGGCCGCUGUGGCCGCUAACAUUCAGCUUCCUUCUAAAAGCCCCAUGGAAGAACAACUCCCAGACUCUUUGUCUUCUCAGCAUUCACUGACUACACAAACAGAGUUGACUCGAGUUUCAGCCUCUCUCCCCAGAAGUUUCCAGAAAACUGAUACAGCCAGGUUAACAUCUGUGGUCACACCGAGACCUUUUGGCUGUCAAGCGAGGGGAAUCUCAUCACUCCCAAGAUCCUACACGAUGGAUGAUGCUUGGAAGUAUAACGGAGAUGUAGAAGAUGCUAAGAGAAUGCAGAACAGUUUGGUGAGCACCUCUGUGCCGAAACCUGACAUAAGCUUGCUUGUUUCCAGCAAGUCCAGUGAGAGAGAGCAAGCAGUGGUGGGAGAAGGUGUGAGGGGGCUGCAGUCUCCUACACCCUCCUUCUCAUCACUUUCCCAGGACCAGGCUGCCACUUCUCAAGCCACACUGUCUUCAACAUCUGGCCCCGAUUUAACAUCUGAGUUUGGAGAAGGGGGAAGCUCACCGCAGACAGAGGUCUCGAGAUCACAGGAUCAGUUCAGUGAUAUGAGAAUCAGCAUAAACCAGACUCCUGGGAGCGGUCUUGACUUUGGGUUUACAGUAAAAUGGGCUUUUUCUGGGAUCUUCGUUGCAUCAGUCGAAGCAGGUAGCCCAGCAGAAUUUUCUCAGCUACAGGUAGAUGAUGAAAUUAUUGCUAUUAACAACACCAAGUUUUCAUAUAAGGACACAAAAGAGUGGGAGGCAACCAUGGCUAAUGCUAAAGAAACUGGAAACCUAGUAAUGGAUAUCAGGCGCUAUGGAAAGUCUGACUGGGCCAAAGACCAAACCUCCCUGCCAUUUACACGGCAUAAAACCCUCAAUCUCACCAGUAUGGCUACCAAAAUUAUAGGUUCACCCGAAACAAAGUGGAUUGAUACAACUUCUGGAAUUUACAACUCAGACAAAUCUUCAAAUCUGUCAAUAACAACUGAUUUCUCAGAAAGCCUCCAGCAUUCUAAUACUGAAUCCAAGGAAAUGAAUGGAAUUCGUGAUGAAAGUACUACUUUUGAAUCAAAAGCAUCUGAACCUAUUUCUUUGAAAAACUUAAAAAGGCGAUCACAAUUUUUUGAACAAGGAAGCUCAGAUUCUGUGGUUCCUGACCUUCCAGUUCCGACUCUCAGUGCCCCUAGCCGCUGGGCGUGGGAUCAGGAGGAGGAGCGGAAGCGGCAGGAGACGUGGCAGAAGGAGCAGGACCGCCUGCUGCAGGAAAAAUAUCAACGUGAGCAGGAGAAACUCAGGGAAGAGUGGCAAAGGGCUAAGCAGGAAGCUGAGAGAGAGAAUUACAAGUACUUGAAUGAGGAACUGAUGGUCCUGAGCUCAAACAGCAUUUCUCUGCCCACUCGGGAGCCUGCCGCGGCCACCUGGGAAGCCUCCUGGGGUGAGGGGUCCAAGUCAUCAGACCGGGAAGGAACCCGGGCAGGAGAGGAGGAGAGGAGACAGCCAAAGGAAGGUGCAGUGGAGGACCAAAGAAAGAAGCUGCAGGACCAACUCACGCCUGAGAAAGAGAGGAAACUGAAGGAGCAACAACAUGAGGAAGAGCCAGAGCAGAAGCAGUGUCACGAGGAGGCCCAGGAGCAGAAGCACCAGGCAGAAAGGGAGAGGGAAACUUCAGUCAAAAUAUACCAGUAUAGAAGGCCUGUUGAUUCCUAUGACAUACCAAAGAGAGAGGAAAAAUCUUCAGGGCUGCUUCCUAGUGACAGGAAUAAAUCCAGAUCCACAACUGAACUGAAUGAUUACCCUACAAAUAAAAAUGGAGGCAAUAAAUAUUUAGACCAAAUUGGGAGCACUAGCUCAUCACAGAGGAGCUCCAAGAAGGAACAAGUCCCAUCGGAAGCAGAGUUAGAGAGACAACAAAUUCUUCAAGAAAUGAGGAAGAGAACAUCUCUUCUCAAUGACAACAGCUGGAUCCGGCAGCGCAGUUCCAGUGUGCAUAAAGAGCCGAUCUGUCUGCCUGGGAUUAUGAGAAGAGGUGAAUCUCUAGAUAACCUGGAUUCCCCAAGAUCCAGUUCUUGGAAACCAUCCCCUUGGCUCAAUCAGUCUUCAGGAAUCCAUGCUUCUUCCUCUGUUCAAGACUUCAGUCGCCCCCCGCCUCAGCUGGUGUCCAUGUCAAACCGGGCCUACAUGCGGAAUCCAUCCUCCAGCAUCCCCCCUCCUUCCGCUGGUUCCGUGAAGACCACGGCUGCACCUUCUCCCACACCACGCAGCCAUUCUCCUUCGGCAUCACAGCCAGGCUCUCAGCUCCGCAACAGUGUGUGGCCUGUGAGUGUGACCUCGGAGGCUCCUCCUCAGGAGCCGAAGUCAGAAUCAGAAACCACCAACUCUACUGCAACGACUGCUAUCUCAGAUUCAAAUCUGGACGGCCAACCGCCAUGUGAUGUAAGCCUCCAUACGAAAGCACUGUUGCAGAUAGAAGAAGAGGUGGUUGCUGCUGAUGUAGAUCUAUAAAUACAUGUUGUAUUGUCAUUUUUGCUUUUUUUUAAAAAGGAUAACACUUUUUUUUUUUUAAUUUUUUGCCUCUCUAGAUUACAUCAGAGUAUUAUAGUCUUGGUAGAACCUGUAUUUUUGUUGUUGUUUAUUUAUAAGAAGGUGAUUCUGUGUGUGGGGGGGGAAGUGCAGUAUUUACUUUUUGAAUUCAACAUCUUAAAAGCACAAGGGAAAAAUAAGAACUUCAAAAUAUUUUUGACGCUGAUAUUGAUCUAGUUUGACUUUCUAGUGGUGUUUUGAAGAGGGUUAUUUUAUUGUUUUUUUUAAAAGGUUCUGAAACAUUAUUUGAAAUAGUUAAUAUAAAUAUAUAAUUGUAUUUGCUCUGUUUAUUGUAAUGUAUACUAAAUUAAUGCAGAACCAUAUAGAAAAUUUCACUAAAAUCUACCCACAAAUUUGCUUUCUGUGUUCUUCUUUUCAUCUAUGUAAUUUGUGCUUUUUAAAAAAAUUUUUUUAGCAUAUGUGACAUUUUAUUUGCUUGAUGAGGGGAUCUCUGUUUUCUUCACCAGAAUGAUCACUAAGCAAUGCCCAAUAGAAAGCUGCUUCUUUUCAUUAAUACAGAAUCAUCAUGGUUUGUAUACCAAAAGUUUUCUCCAGGAACUAAUAAGCCUUUCUGUUCCACUGCGUUUGUAAAUAAACUUGCUGAUGCAUUAA
Molecule: messenger RNA, 5514 nt
Organism: Zalophus californianus (California sea lion)
Lineage: Eukaryota; Metazoa; Chordata; Mammalia; Carnivora; Otariidae
Gene: LMO7
Product: LIM domain 7
Exons: 29
Coding region: 625-4824 (1399 amino acids)
Biological process (GO): regulation of signaling; regulation of cell adhesion
Molecular function (GO): protein binding
Source: RefSeq, a predicted model, not a curated record